CAAAUUUGGCUGUAAAAUGAGGGACCAAAAGCAUUUGUAGAUGAAACGCUGCGUUAAGGAUCUUGUUCCUCCCUCGUGUUAGGGUUUUUCAGAUUUCCAUUUUACCUCCAUCUUCUCCCCAACCACAGUUCACAGUAGCAGCCAUGGAUUCCACCUCGCAAUGACGCGAUUUCUCGAUGCGAGCCUCAAUUUCUCAACCCGCGCUUCAAAUCGUCGUGCGAUACGGUACGGUUUUCUCUCCCCUGAUUUUCUCAUCCACCAUCUACCCGCAAUCGGCGAUUCGUUUCUAGCUCAAUGUGCUUCUUGAAGCUUCUACCUCCAACGAAACAACUGAUUCUGUUAUCGGGAAAUUCGUUUUUGCUCAGGGGUUCGUCGUUUCAGAGACGAUGAUGGGUUCGAACCAUGAACUCAAUAACCAUUUUGGGUCAUAGGAUGGUUCAGAUAAUUUCCCAUUGUUUAAACAUUUCCCGGAGAUUUUGUGAUCAACCCUUUCAUGUUGAUGAUGGGGUUGUUAGCAGAGAGUUUGAUUUGGUUGAGGAGCCUUUGAAGAAAAUGUAUGUAGCUUCGUGUGAGAGCGUGGAUUUGAGCUACAAGAAGAAUGAUAGCUUUAGAUACGGCGAACAGCGGUUUUCAGAUUUGGGGAUUGAUGUUGAGAGGGUUCUUGAGGUUCUGCGGCGAGAUUGCCUUGAUUUUGAUUUUAGGGCGGCCUUAGAUGGGUUGCGUGUGAGGCCAUCGUGGCUUCUUGUUAGAGAAGUCCUGUAUGGGGUGUUGAGAGAAGUGAACGGUGAAAACAAGACCACAAUCGCGAAAGUGGCAUAUAAGUUCUUUUUGUGGUGUGAUCAGCAGGAGGGGUAUGGGCACACUCCUAACACUUAUCACUUGCUCAUGCAGAUAUUCGCGGAGUGCGAUGAGUUUAAGGCAAUGUGGAGGCUUGUCGAUGAGAUGAUUAAGAAAGGUUUUCCUGCCACUGCCCGCACUUUCAACAUUUUGAUAUGUAAUUGUUGCGAGGCAGGUUUCGCUAGGAAGGUGGUGGUAAAGUUCAUAAAGUCAAAGUCGUUUAACUACCGGCCAUUUAAGCACUCCUAUAAUGCAAUUCUCCAUUCUCUUCUUGUUUUAAAGCAGUACAAAUUGAUUGAGUGGGUUUAUAGACAGAUGUUGCUCGAGGGUCUAUCUUCGGAUGUUUUAACUUAUAAUAUUGUCAUGCUUGCCAAGUACAGACUUGGGAAGUGGUACCAGCUCGAGAGGCUGCGCGAUGAGAUGUGGAUAAAUGGCCUUUAUCCAGAUUUUCAUACUUAUAACAUUUUUCUUCAUGUUCUUGGUAAAGGAGACAAACCGUUUGCUGCUCAUAAGCUUUUAGAUGAAAUGAGAGAAAGAGGUAUAGAGCCAACUGUUCUUCAUUUCACCACGCUGAUAGAUGGACUGAGCAGAGCAGGAAAUCUGGAUGCUUGCAGAUAUUUUUUUGAUGAAAUGGUAAAGCAUGGAUGCGUGCCAGAUGUCGUGGCUUACACUGUAAUGAUCACGGGGUAUGUGGUGGCUGGUGAGCUUGAGAAAGCUCAGGAAAUGUUUGAUGAAAUGAUUUCUAGAGGACAAAUUCCUAAUGUGUUUACUUAUAAUUCCAUGAUUCGUGGAUUAUGUUUGGCGGGAAAGUUUGAUGAAGCAUGCUUGAUGCUCAAGGAAAUGGAAACUAAAGGUUGUAGUCCAAACUUUGUUGUCUAUAGUACAUUAGUGAGUAAUCUGCGGAAUGCUGGAAAGCUUUCUCUAGCUCGUAAAGUGAUAAAACAGAUGAAGCGGAAGGGGAAAUGUGUUCACCAUAUUUCAAAGUUCAAAGGGAAAGGGUAUAAGAGAUAGUCUGGUUAGUGAUGUUAACUCAUGAGCCAUCAACGUAUUGAUCUGGUUAACUGAGAUCAAUUACCUGCCAGUUGUUCAGCUGGUGUUGAAGCUGGAGAAUGAAAUUUUGAUGGUUGAACCUAAGAUUGAAAGCAAUGGGAGCGAUCAGGUAUUGGUCACUUGGUUUGUUGGUCAAUAUGGUCAUAUCUGUAGCAAGGAACAUCAGCAUAAAGUUGCAUUAAGCUAUUGCCAAGAGCUAGAUUCGCAGUAUGUCAUUUUGUUGCUUUCCACUUGCAUGCUUAAAUCGGUUGCUUGCAUGUGGGCUUCAAAGACAGGUUUUAGUCUGCUGUCAUGUUCCAGAUGAUUAUUGAGAAGAGUUCCCCUCACUCAGAUUAUUGUUUGGCUGGUUCUUAGUUGGCCAGAUAUCUUGUGCUGAGUUAACACAUGAUAGACAUAAUCUCUCAUCUUCCAGAGUGGGGCAAGUUGCAUGUGCUGAUUCUGAAGUCUAUACAGCUUAAUGCUAUCCUAGACAUGUUAUGAACGCCAUUGCUGUGUUGCCUAUGCAAUAUGUAUUAUUCACCUUGCACUGCCUGUUCUUUGGAUGCUAUUCCAGACAUAUGAAUGCUAUUGCCUGUGCAAUCUGCAAUAUUCAUGUUGCCCUACUUGAUCUAUUGCAGAUGUCUACGAUGUUUGGCAUAUGGAGGUUUGUUGUAGAUACCCCCCCCCCUGUUUUUUAGCCUUGAAAAGGUGUAAACACUACCUUCUGGUUAACUAAUCGCGUCAGAGAUACAGAAGGGAAAGCGACUUUCAAACUUGAUAGCAAUUCUUUUAAUCUUUCUUGUGCAUGCUUUUGACAACUUGCUAAUGUUGUUUUUGUUGUAUGCCUACUUCCAUUAAUAGUCUUUCACAAUUUCAUAGCUAGAAGCCACAAAUGACAGAUUCCUGUAUGCGCAUCCUUCUGUUAAUCUAAUGAUAUUUGAAGCUGAGAAACAACUCAAUGAACCCUCGAGAUGACUUUUAUAUGUAUUUGCAUGGUUAGUAAUAUUUAUUCAGCUAUUUGCCUCA
Molecule: messenger RNA, 2892 nt
Organism: Lotus japonicus
Lineage: Eukaryota; Viridiplantae; Streptophyta; Magnoliopsida; Fabales; Fabaceae
Product: pentatricopeptide repeat-containing protein At3g60050-like
Exons: 2
Coding region: 403-1848 (481 amino acids)
Molecular function (GO): protein binding
Source: RefSeq, a predicted model, not a curated record